Eremothecium sinecaudum is the source of this 1032-nucleotide messenger RNA. It is a transcript of the gene PNG1, whose product is annotated as peptide-N4-(N-acetyl-beta-glucosaminyl)asparagine amidase. The transcript has a single exon. The record is from RefSeq and is a predicted model, not a curated record. Bases 1 to 1032 code for a protein of 343 amino acids. Lineage: Eukaryota; Fungi; Ascomycota; Saccharomycetes; Saccharomycetales; Saccharomycetaceae. Gene Ontology annotation, biological process: protein deglycosylation; glycoprotein catabolic process; protein quality control for misfolded or incompletely synthesized proteins. Gene Ontology annotation, cellular component: cytosol; nucleus. Gene Ontology annotation, molecular function: peptide-N4-(N-acetyl-beta-glucosaminyl)asparagine amidase activity.
AUGAGUACUAAUAAUAUGUACGCUGAUAUAUCAAAAAGGAUUUUGGAAUCUUAUAAGAAGCUGGUACUUGAUAGGGACAGGCGUUUUCAGGAUAAUGACGAAUUAAGAUAUCAAACCUUACUGAAAAGAAAUGAUUUUGCUAGGGAAAUCCACAGUUUGUAUGAGACCUUAUGCUUCAGGUAUGACAACGACUAUUUACAGAGUCGAGUUCUUGAUACCUUUGAUUUGGAUCUUAUUUAUGCUAAUGUAGAUGCCAAGAAUGUAGCAGAUGACGAAUAUCAGGAUGCUUUGGUUAAUGAAUUGCUACGGUACUUUAAAGAGGACUUUUUUAGUUGGUGUAAUUCGCCUAUUUGUGUGAGAUGCCAAACUGCUGAGCACCAGUCUAAUAUUCAACCAGACUCCCCGAAUGCUGCCGAAAUGCCAUUCCAGUGUACAGUAGUUGAGCGUUAUAUAUGUGGACAUUGCAAUGGAGUAACCCGGUUUCCACGCUAUAACGACUCCUUGAAACUAUUGCAGACUAGAACUGGUCGUUGUGGCGAAUGGUGCAAUUUAUUUACUUUGGUAUUGAAAUCUUUUGGGGUAGAAGCAAGGUAUAUCUGGAACAAGGAAGAUCAUGUGUGGUGCGAAAUCUACUCUAGUAGGCUAAAGCGCUGGGUUCACGUUGACUCUUGUGAAAAAAGUUUUGAUCAACCAUACAUAUAUUCUAAUAAUUGGAAUAAGUCUAUGAGUUACGUUAUUGCAUUUUCUAAUGACACUGUUGUUGAUGUCAGUAAAAGGUACAUUUUGAAGAACCAAUUGCCAAGAGAUUUAAUAAACGAAGAUGACCUGGAGUUUAUGACUAAAUAUCUUACGAAGAAGUUAAGGAAACAAUUACAUGACGAUGAGCUGUAUAAGUUGGCUUGCCGUGAUGGGGUUGAAUUACUGGAACUACGAACUAAUACUAACCAGCCAACCCAUACCAGUUCAGCGCCAAUUGGGAGAGUCAGCGGUUCUACAGAAUGGAAGAAGAAUCGCGGAGAGGAUGGGCUGUAA